AUCCCCAACCAACACCGAACAAGUAUUGAAGAAAAUCCCAGUAGAAUUAGAGCAUCUAUUUUCCAAUAAAAAGACAUCCGUCAAGAAGACCAGGAACUGAUUCAUUUGAUAAAGGCUGUGACUAUGAACUUCAACAUUUCUAAAAUUCCACAAGCCUUUGGCAUCAUACUUAUGAUGGGCAUGGUCUCUGAGAUCUUAGCUGGUGCAAGCUGUCCAAGUGGCAGUGCAUUUAUGUGUUCAGGCAAUUCAGGCCUCUAUUCACCACCCAAAUCACAAACCUGCAAUGGGUCUGAUUCACUAAUGUGCUGUCAAGUUGGCCUCCCACCCCCUGCUCAGAAUUGUGUUGCACCUAGUUAUAAUGUGAAAUAGAUGUUUGUCUCAUUAUAAAAACAUCAUCACUAGUGGUUUCUGUUGUGAAUGUAUUGAAUUGAGCCAGGAAUGUCAAAUCUCAAAUUACAAUGAAUUCUAUCAAAUUUAUAAAAUGUUUUCAUUCUAAACAUUUGAUACAUAAAAUGACCCCAGAAUCCAUUGUUGUUUUGGUUUGUCUUUCCAGUCAAUCUGUUACAAAUUUACAGCCAAAUCUUGUGAUGUAACAAAUUGGCCCAUUUCUGCUGCUAGAAAUCAAAUGUUGAUCAGUUGUUUUUGAAGAGCAAAUUCAGAUAAAAAAUUGAACAACAGAUAAAAUCUAGC
This is a messenger RNA of Puccinia graminis f. sp. tritici CRL 75-36-700-3, 690 nucleotides long. RefSeq lists its product as uncharacterized. The transcript is spliced from 3 exons. NCBI's taxonomy places the organism in Eukaryota, Fungi, Basidiomycota, Pucciniomycetes, Pucciniales, Pucciniaceae. The record is from RefSeq and is a predicted model, not a curated record. Bases 124 to 369 code for a protein of 81 amino acids.